Nicotiana tabacum (common tobacco) is the source of this 2138-nucleotide messenger RNA. Its product is annotated as glucomannan 4-beta-mannosyltransferase 9-like. The record is from RefSeq and is a predicted model, not a curated record. Lineage: Eukaryota; Viridiplantae; Streptophyta; Magnoliopsida; Solanales; Solanaceae. Gene Ontology annotation, molecular function: mannan synthase activity. Gene Ontology annotation, cellular component: Golgi apparatus.
AUGGAGAGGAUUUCAACAACAACAUUGCUUCCUGAUACAUUUUAUGGAACGAGAGAUGAUAUAACAGAGCAAUUUGCGAUAAUGUGGGAACAAAUCAAAGCUCCAUUGAUUGUUCCUCUGCUCAGAAUUGCAGUGUUAUUGUGUCUUGCUAUGUCUGUUAUGUUGUUCAUUGAAAGAGUUUACAUGUUUAUUGUAAUUUCUCUUGUCAAACUCUUUGGUAGAAAACCAGAGAAACGUUACAAAUGGGAACCAAUAAAAGAUGAUGUUGAGCUUGGGAAUUCAUCUUAUCCUAUGGUUCUUGUUCAAAUACCUAUGUAUAAUGAAAAAGAGGUUUAUCAGCUAUCAAUUGGAGCUGCAUGUGGACUUUCAUGGCCUUCUGAUCGUAUUAUAGUACAAAUUCUUGAUGAUUCAACAGACCCCAUUACUAAGAAUUUGGUGGAAAUGGAAUGUCAAAGAUGGGCAAGCAAAGGAAUAAAUAUAAAAUAUGAAGUGAGAGAUAAUAGGAGUGGAUACAAAGCAGGAGCUUUAAAACAAGGGUUGAAACAUUCCUAUGUUAAACAAUGUGAUUUUGUUGCUAUAUUUGAUGCUGAUUUUCAACCUGAACCUGAUUUCCUUUGGCGUACAAUUCCAUUUUUAGUUCACAAUCCUGAACUUUCCCUUGUUCAAGCUCGUUGGAAAUAUGUAAAUGCUGAUGAAUGUCUAAUGACAAGAAUGCAAGAAAUGUCUUUGGACUACCAUUUCACUGUGGAGCAAGAAGUGGGCUCUGCUACCCAUGCUUUUUUCGGAUUUAAUGGGACUGCAGGUGUUUGGAGAAUUGCUGCAAUAGAUGAGGCUGGAGGUUGGAAAGACAGGACAACAGUUGAGGAUAUGGACCUUGCUGUCCGUGCUAGUCUCAAGGGCUGGAAAUUCUUGUACCUUAGUUCUCUCAUGGUAAAAAAUGAAUUACCAAGUACGUUCAAGGCCUAUCGUUAUCAACAACAUCGUUGGUCAUGUGGUCCAGCCAAUCUCUUCAGGAAGAUGUUUAUGGAGAUUGUAAGAAAUAAGAAAGUGUCGUUGUGGAAGAAGGUUCAUGUGAUUUAUAGCUUCUUCUUUGUGAGGAAGGUCGUAGCUCAUAUCGUUACUUUCGUAUUCUACGUUGUAGUAUUACCCGCCACUGUAUUAGUGCCUGAAGUUGAAGUUCCAAAGUGGGGAGCUGUUUACAUUCCUGCUAUCAUUACGCUGCUCAAUGCAGUUGGAACUCCAAGGUCACUCCAUUUGCUGGUAUUUUGGAUCCUUUUCGAGAAUGUCAUGUCACUCCACCGAACUAAGGCUACCUUCAUCGGCUUGUUGGAGGUAGGAAGAGUAAAUGAAUGGAUUGUCACUGAGAAAUUAGGAGAUGCUCUCAAGUUAAAAUCAGCUGCCAAAGCAUUUAGAAAACAUCGAAUGAGGCUUGGUGACAGGAUUCACUUGUUAGAGCUUGCUGCUGGCGCGUACCUCUUCUUCUGUGGAUGUUAUGACAUUGCCUUCGGAAAUAAUCACUAUUUCCUUUACCUCUUCAUUCAAGCAUUUGCUUUCUUCAUCGUGGGAUUUGGUUACGUUGGCACGUUCGUGCCAAACUCUUAGAUGGUGUUCGUGAACUGAUUUUAGGGUAUGAAUCUUGAGCUUUUCGCCCUGUGCUCCACUCUGUAGCACAAAAAGAAGUGGCGUUUUCAGUGGCGUUGCGCCUCUGCAGUUUAGUUCUCCUCUAUUUUCUUGUUUUUGGGUGUUUUUUGUUCACUUGUAAAAAGAAGAAAAGUUGGUUAUUCUUUUAGGUUCAAAGCAUAAAAGGAAUUCGAGUCGUAGCUCGAAUCUUAUUUGUUCUCUUUGUGUAUAUUCAAGAAAGUUAAGGGCUACAACAACAAUAACAAACUAAGUGUAAUAUCACAAGUGAGGUCUAGAGAGGGUAAUGUAUAUGCAGACGUUACUCAUACCUUGUGAAGAUAUAAAGGCAGUUUUCGAUAGAAAAAAGUUAAGGUCUAUACAGUAGAAUCAAGAAAGUAAAAGGGAUAAUGACUAGUGCUAAGAGGCACAAAGUAGUAGCUUAAUCUGUUGCUUUUUUUCUGUUUUUUCUUUCCUUCUCAGAUGUACUUGGUUUCAAUACAGAGUGAAAGUUUCAGAGA